Messenger RNA from Penicillium brevicompactum, 891 nucleotides. RefSeq lists its product as uncharacterized. The transcript is spliced from 3 exons. Bases 1 to 891 code for a protein of 296 amino acids. Lineage: Eukaryota; Fungi; Ascomycota; Eurotiomycetes; Eurotiales; Aspergillaceae. The record is from RefSeq and is a predicted model, not a curated record.
AUGAACCAAGCAGGAUUCCAUGGGAUCUCGGGGAAUGAAACGCCAUACACAAGGAUGCUCAAAGAAGAGGCGCAAAUGAACUGGACUUACAAUUUGCUCGCCAGCGGAGCAAAUUGGGUGCUGCUUGCAGGGUAUUUGGUCAUCCCCGGCACUUUCACCUCGCUAAAAGAAUCAAAUAGCGUAGAAGAAACAUUGGAAAAGAAUAACGCAGGGCGGGUAGUCCUCAGCACUAUACAGAAUCCUCCGCUCCUUGUUUUUGCCUGCCUAUUCCUAGUCACUGGUGCGACCGUAUUGGGGUGGCUAUUCAAAAUGUACAAAGCUAACUACUCUUGGUUGACUAAUAAGCUCUUUAUGCCAGCAACCUUAAAUGCAGCGGCUGGUUUGCUUACCACGAUCGUCAAUGUUUGCGCUUCACAAGGCGGUGAAUUGUCCGUCAUGGCUCUCGUGACAACCAUUGUCACAGGAGUCACCUUUGUGAUCUGCCUGGGGCUUUCUGUCUUCUACAAGUUCUUCAAAUUGCGAAGAGUGAUCCAAAGCGACGCAAGUCGAUCCAGUUAUUUCGAGAUAUUCUGGAUGCGCGACGAUUGCCUUGGUCAGGAGCUUGACGAGGCGAAAGAGCAGGAUCGAGGUAUUCGGCUUUGUAUCGGAAAUGACGAAUUCAGCAGGGCUCAGAAUCUGGCACUACUUUUAGCCUCAGCUAUUCAAUACUGCUGGCAGUCUGACCAAAGGACACAAUCUGUCUGGGUUGAGGUACGGGCUGAUACUCAAGAAGUCUUAGCUUGCUUGCAGAAUGAUGGCUUCAUUCAAAGUAGCAAAGUCAAAAUCUCGCAUGAGCGUUAUGUUAUCAUGGAGUUCUUACGAGGCUCUGAGGUGGUCGUGGGAUCUGCUUGA